Messenger RNA from Adineta ricciae, 366 nucleotides. The record is from the annotation of a GenBank genome assembly. NCBI's taxonomy places the organism in Eukaryota, Metazoa, Rotifera, Eurotatoria, Adinetida, Adinetidae.
AUGACAGAUUGGACGUUUUUCAAAUCAAGUGGAAAACUGUGCAAAACAGAUACAAACGAAUGUCGUCCGGCAUAUAGUGGUAGACCAGGUGAAACAGAUCAAACAAAGAAAUUCAAAGGUCCAAUUCCAAAUGGAGAUUAUACUCUGGAUAAACCGAAAGGAAAUUCGCGAUUUCCUUUAAUACCUGAUAAAUCAAAUGAAAUGUUUGGAAGAUCGGCAUUUCAAAUUCAUGGUGAUAAUAACAAACGAAAUCAAUCAGCUAGUGAAGGUUGUAUUGUUACGGAUAAAAGAAAUGAUUUCAAACAAGGUGAUCGCCUUCAUGUUCGAAACGAUGAAGACAAAAAUGGAAAUUGUACAAUCAGUUAA